AUGGCAAAAUUUAGUCUUUUCGCGCUGGCCACUUGGGUUGGCCUAGCUGCAGCUAAGGAUGUCUACCUGAACUGGAACGUCACUUGGGUGAAUGCUUCCCCCGAUGGGUUUGAGCGCCCGGUCAUUGGUAUCAAUGGCCAAUGGCCCUGCCCGCAGAUUGACGUGGACCUGGGCGACCAACUGAUCGUCGAUGUCUACAACGGGCUUGGAAAUGAGUCCACGGCUAUCCACUGGCACGGUAUCCGCCAGGAGGGCAGUGGUGUUAUGGAUGGCGCCGUUGGAGUCACCCAGUGCCCGCUUCCUCCCGGAGAGCGCAUGCAAUAUCACUUCGACAUCAACCAAACCGGAACAUACUGGUAUCACUCGCACGACAUGGGCCAGUACCCCGAUGGAUUCCGUGGUGCUCUGAUUGUCCAUGACCCCAAGCCUCCUUUCCAAUACGACGAUGAGUUCACCCUCACCUUGAGCGACUGGUACCACAAGGAGAUGCCGGGGCUGCUCAAUACCUAUCUGUCCACGGACAAUUUGAAGAACCGUGGCGCUGAGCCCCUCCCUGACUCGGCAUUGAUCAACGACUCAACCAACACCAAGAUCAAGGUUCUGCCUAACAAGACGUAUCUCGUUCACAUCAUCUGUAUUGGAAACUGGCCCGGCCAUUUCUGGGUGAUCGAUGGCCACGAGAUGACUGUGGUGGAGGUCGACGGCGUCUAUACUGACCCAUACCCUGCUGGAGACAAGUUCCUGCGUGUCGCAACCGGCCAGCGUAUGAGCGUCUUGAUCAAAACUAAGUCCGACACCAGCAAGAACUUUGCUAUCUGGGAUACUAUGGAUAUCAACAUGAUGUUUAUCUUCGAGAACCGUACCAUUCCGGAGAACUACAACCCCAACGCCACCGCCUGGUUGGUAUACGACGAUGCGAAGCCCCUGCCCGCGCCUCCCGUCUUCAACCACAUCGACUUCAACGAUGACUUUGUGGACGAUGUCAACCUGGUCCCAGCAGACCACGAGCCCUUGCUCGAGCCCGUGAACCACCAGAUCAUUAUGGACACCGGCGUCGCGCUGAUCGACGGUGUUCUGCGCAUGACUGUCAAUAACAAGACCUACCUCGCCCCGAAGGUGCCAUCCCUCUACACUGCCAACACAGUCGGAGCCGAAUUUUCCUCCAACCCCUUGGUAUAUGGCGAAGUCAACCCUUUCGUCGUGAAGCACAACGAUGUUGUGGAAAUCAUCAUCAACAACCACCACAACAACCUGCACCCAUGGCACUUGCACGGCCACCACUUCCAGGUCCUGCAGCGUACCCCAGUUGACGGCGGCUUCUACCAGGGACUGACAAGCAACGUCUCCACAACCCCAAUCAGACGCGACACCAUCAUGGUCCAGAACAACGGCCACGCCGUCCUCCGCUUCCGCGCAGAUAACCCAGGUGUCUGGAUGCUGCACUGCCAUGUCGAGUGGCACGUCGAGAAUGGUCUCAUGGCCACCAUCAUCGAGGCACCAGAGACCUUCCCGAACAGCAUCCACGCUCCCCCGAAGAGCCACUACGACGCCUGCAAGAGCUAUCCUCAACAAACCAGCGGUAAUGCCGCCGGCAAUAAGGGUCUCGACUUGACCGGACUCGAUACGACGGUUGUCCCCGGCAGCCACGGCGCUCUGUAUACCAAAAAGCAGGGCAAAGCUCCCACUUCUGCAGCUCCAUCUCAUGAAUCGGCACAGCCAGCGGCGCCAAAUCCAUAUACCAAGCCGUUCCCACCAACUCCCCCAGCGCCCCCUGCACCCUUUUCACAGGCUUCCCGUCCCAAGCUCCCAUCCUUCUCUAACGAGAACCCGUCGGUAGCAGCUGCUGCCGAGACCACCAAGGGAUUCUGGCCUUUCAGUAAUCGCGAUAUUUUCUCUGAACUUGAGGACUGGGAGUGA
Penicillium concentricum is the source of this 1917-nucleotide messenger RNA. It is a transcript of the gene abr1, whose product is annotated as multicopper oxidase abr1. The transcript is spliced from 2 exons. The record is from RefSeq and is a predicted model, not a curated record. Gene Ontology annotation, biological process: cellular response to iron ion starvation; reductive iron assimilation. Bases 1 to 1917 code for a protein of 638 amino acids. Gene Ontology annotation, molecular function: copper ion binding; ferroxidase activity. Gene Ontology annotation, cellular component: high-affinity iron permease complex. NCBI's taxonomy places the organism in Eukaryota, Fungi, Ascomycota, Eurotiomycetes, Eurotiales, Aspergillaceae.